Orycteropus afer afer is the source of this 1138-nucleotide messenger RNA. It is a transcript of the gene VTI1B, whose product is annotated as vesicle transport through interaction with t-SNAREs 1B. Gene Ontology annotation, cellular component: SNARE complex; ER to Golgi transport vesicle membrane; Golgi apparatus. Gene Ontology annotation, biological process: vesicle fusion with Golgi apparatus; intra-Golgi vesicle-mediated transport; intracellular protein transport. Gene Ontology annotation, molecular function: SNAP receptor activity; SNARE binding. Lineage: Eukaryota; Metazoa; Chordata; Mammalia; Tubulidentata; Orycteropodidae. The record is from RefSeq and is a predicted model, not a curated record.
CUUUCACGCCCGGCGGUCCCAGGACUAUGGGAAAGAGGGAGUGGGCGUUCCGGCUUCGGAGGACCCCGCCGCGAGCCCCGGAAGCGCCUCGUUCCGUGCGGCGGUAGUGCCGGGCGCCGUGAUGGCUGUGGGGCUGGGAGGCUGAGGGCGGGAGUAAGAGCGGCCCUGCGCCCAGAUUCUCGGUGGCCGCUGCUCAAACUCCGCUUGCACCAUGGCCACUUCCGCCGCCUCCUCAGAGCAUUUCGAGAAGCUGCACGAGAUCUUCCGCGGUCUCCAUGAGGACUUACGAGGGGUGCCUGAGCGGCUGCUGGGGACGGCGGGGACCGAAGAGAAGAAGAAGUUGAUCCGAGAUUUUGAUGAAAAACAACAGGAAGCAAAUGAAACGCUGGCAGAGAUGGAGGAGGAACUACGUUAUGCACCCUUAUCUUUCCGUAACCCCAUGAUGUCCAAACUUCGAAACUACCGGAAGGACUUGGCCAAACUCCAUCGGGAGGUGAGAAACACACCUUUGACAACCACACCUGGGGGCCGAGGAGAUAUGAAAUACAGCACAUAUGCUGUGGAGAACGAGCACGUGAAUCAGCUACAGUCUCAAAGGGUAUUGCUUCUGCAAGGCACCGACAGCCUGAACCGGGCCACCCAGAGUAUUGAGCGUUCUCAUCGGAUUGCCACAGAGACUGACCAGAUUGGCUCAGAAAUCAUAGAGGAGCUAGGGGAGCAACGAGAACAAUUGGAACGUACCAAGAGCAGACUGGUAAACACAAGUGAAAACUUGAGCAAAAGUCGAAAGAUUCUCCGGUCAAUGUCCAGAAAAGUGGUGACCAAUAAGCUGCUGCUUUCCAUCAUCAUCUUACUGGAGCUCGCCAUCCUGGGAGGCCUGGUUUACUACAAAUUCUUUCGCAAGCACUGAACUUCCUAUAGAUAUGAAGGAUUUGUGGACCAGAACUCUGACCCUGUGAAUGAAUGAUGUUAGAGACAUGGAGUAAGUGAGCUGCUGCUGUAGGCUAACAGUUCAAGGAUGCACUGUACAAACUGUGGGACGAGGGUGGGAAGACAGAAAGCCACUUAAUGUGAAGGAACACCAACAAGGCCAGAAUGAUAUACCAAGGUAAUAAAUGCUGUUUAUGACUUCUUUAAA